ACCAAUAAAGCUUACAAGAAAAACAAAUAUUUCAAUUAAUAAAGCCUCCAAACAACGAAACCCAAAAGAAAAUCUGAACUGAGCCAGAGAUUAAGAGUAAUAUUCGAGAUCGAUCGAUCGAUCAACAAUGGCGGAUACGAUUUCCAACCCUAGCAUGGAACCCUUGUUCUUUUCUGUAGAUCCGAUGUCUCUCGUACUCUCUCAGAACUCCGACGCUCACGAACUUAAGCUUCUUGUCGAUGGAUUCUCCGGCUUCGAGAGAGGACCCAGAUACGGAGAGUACGCGAAAUUGCGAGAAGCGAAACUUCGAGUGAAGCGAGACUUCGAGAAGAUCCUGGCUGAGGAAGAGGAAAGGUUUUUCGGCAGAGAUGAACCCAAGAAGAUGGCGAAGCAGGUGAGAUUCGAGGACGAUUUCGUAAUUUCAACGGAAGAAGAAGAUAGGGUUUCUCUGGAGAAGAAGAAACCGGUGAGAUUCGGGGCUAAGACGGCGACCAAUCUGCGGAAACCGUCGAUGUUGGCCCAAUCGGUUCCUGAUUUCUCCGCCGUGAUUCGGAAGGAGAAUCGGAGGCCGACGGCGAUUCCUAAUGCGCUUCCUCGGCACUUGGAACUGACGCCGCCUCCGCUGCCGAAGACCAGAAACGCCGCCAUUUUGGGCUCGGCGUCGUCGGCGAGAGGGAGCAAAUCCGCGAGUGCAGGGGAGAAGAAGAGUAGAGUGAUGGGCAUGGCGGCGCGUAAGAGCUACGCGUCUGUCGAGGAUCUGAAGAAAAUUUCCAUGGCGGCGGCUUCCGCCAUUAAUGGAGACGGAGGAAGGGGGAAAGCUGUUGGCGGUGGUCGGACAAUUCUUGGUUACAGGCAUCUCUACUGAUUCUUGCUCUGUCUCUGGUCCCAGGAUUUGAUUUUUUUCCUGUCCACUUGAUGAAUUUUUUACCUUUUUCUGGGUAUGAUUGAAGAAUGAUUCUUCUUUUCUGGGUUUGAUUGAAAGAGAUUGAUUGUUUGUUGGCUUGGUGA
Molecule: messenger RNA, 1008 nt
Organism: Tarenaya hassleriana
Lineage: Eukaryota; Viridiplantae; Streptophyta; Magnoliopsida; Brassicales; Cleomaceae
Exons: 1
Coding region: 128-865 (245 amino acids)
Source: RefSeq, a predicted model, not a curated record